Rhodamnia argentea is the source of this 1678-nucleotide messenger RNA. RefSeq names its product UPF0481 protein At3g47200-like. Bases 1 to 1569 code for a protein of 522 amino acids. The transcript has a single exon. The record is from RefSeq and is a predicted model, not a curated record. NCBI's taxonomy places the organism in Eukaryota, Viridiplantae, Streptophyta, Magnoliopsida, Myrtales, Myrtaceae.
AUGGCUUUCAUACGUAACAUGUUGCGCGUCAAUCUUCGCAAGGUCAGAAUAGCGGUAUCAGUACGCAGGAAGAAGUCACCCUCCAAUGCGCCCGCAGAGUUAAUAGCUCACCACCACCGACAGCAACAACAGCCUCGGGACAACCGGGUCCACAACCUACAGCAAGAACCUUGCGAGGCUCUCAGGACCGUGGUCGAGAACAACGGGGGCAAAAACGUCCCCGAAGAUGAGCCGAGGUCGCCGGAGCCCCAGUGGGUCGUCUCUAUCAAAGAGAAGCUUGAGCAAGCUCGCCAGAACGAUGUUGGGUGCUCAUGGGAGAAGCUCUCCAUUCACCGGAUCCCGCACUAUCUCAAGGAUGGCAAGGGCAAGGACAAGGCCUACGUCCCUCAGAUUGUCUCCCUGGGGCCGUAUCACCACGGUAAGGAGCGCCUACGCCAGAUGGAGCAGCACAAGUGGCGCUGCCUCCACCGCGUCCUCAUGCGUACCAAUCAUCGGAUAGGCUUCUAUCUAGACUCAGUGAUGGAGGUCGAGGAGAGAGCUCGCACCUGCUACGAGGGGCCGAUAUCCAUGAGCAGCACCGAGUUCGUGGAGAUGAUGGUUCUUGACGGGUGCUUUGUGAUCGAGCUGUUUCAGGGAGUCGCCGAGGGGUUCGAAACACUCGGCUACCCUCCCCAUGACCCUGUCUUCUCGAUGCGAGGACCCGUGAACGCAAUCCAGCGGGACAUGAUCCUGCUGGAGAAUCAGAUCCCUUUCCUCAUACUCAACCGGCUGUACGGCCUCCAGCACGGCCACCUGGACCAGGAGGGGGUCUUGGCCAACCUGGCACUGCAGUUUUUCGACCCUAUGAAGCCGACGGAGCCGACGGAUGAGCAUUUGACCAUUAGCAGCAACAGGCUGGAGUCCAACCCGUUACCCGACCAUGGUGAGCUCCAUUGCCUCGAAUUGUUUCGGCGAAGCCUCCUGCACCCGGGCCCGAGCCCGGUGGAUACCAAGGAGUUGUCACACAAGCGGCAACAGCUCAUCCACUGCGUGACGGAGCUUCGGCAAGCUGGGAUCAAGUUCAGCAAGGGGAAGACGGACAGAUUCUGGGACAUCCAGUUCGAAGGCGGGAGCCUCCAGAUUCCCCAGCUUGUGAUCCACGAUGGGACUAAGUCGCUCUUCCACAACUUGAUAGCCUUCGAGCAGUGUCACUCAAAUUGCACCAAGGACAUUACCUCCUACGUAAUCUUCAUGGACAACUUGAUCAACUCCCCCAAGGACAUCGGGCACCUCCACGAUCGCGGGAUCAUCGAGCACUGGCUUGGGAGCAACGCCGAGGUUGCUGACCUCUUCAACCAGCUCUGCCAAGAGGUGGUCUUCGACGUCAGCGACAGUUAUCUUUCGACACUGUCUCAGCAGGUCAACGAAUACUCCAGCCACAGUUGGUAUCGCUGGCUGUUCCUUCUCAAGAACGAGUACUUCGGCAAUCCCUGGUCAAUCACUUCCUUCAUUGCUGCUGUCGUUUUGCUGGGACUUACUUUCGCACAGACCUUCUAUGCAGUCUACGGCUACUACAGGCCAGGUUCCUGAUUUCUCUUAUAGUGAAACUUGUCUGAUUAAGGCUUAACGAGUGAGUGAUAACAUUCUAGUGAAAAUCUGGGAAUUAAGAUUGUGGCUAAUUGACUAUAACCAGCCAAUU